Molecule: messenger RNA, 4275 nt
Organism: Hyla sarda
Lineage: Eukaryota; Metazoa; Chordata; Amphibia; Anura; Hylidae
Gene: B3GLCT
Product: beta 3-glucosyltransferase
Exons: 15
Coding region: 125-1609 (494 amino acids)
Cellular component (GO): membrane
Molecular function (GO): acetylglucosaminyltransferase activity
Source: RefSeq, a predicted model, not a curated record
CGGCGGCAGUGGCAGGGGCUGGCAGUCAGUGCGGGCAGUGAAUGCUGUGUGAGCGGCGGCUGCUGUGUGGGAUGUGACAGCCGUUCCGGGUCUGGGUCUCCGCAAUUCUCUCACUACACCGGGGAUGAGUUCCGGGACCAUGCCGGCCGGGAUGUGCCUCCUCCUGCUGCCCUAUGUUAUUAGCAUUGCUGCCGCACACAGCCCCAAAGAGAGUGCACAGUCUGCUGCGACUCCUGAAAGUGGCUCAUAUGUACCAAUACCUUUAGAACUCGGAGAAAUUGUAUUUGUGAUACAAAGCCAGAGUAACUCGUUCCACAAAAAGCGAGCCAAAGACCUGAAAGAAAACCUAUUAAGACAGGCCGCAGAAAUCGGCAAGAAAUUACCCAAAGUGCUGCUGCUUCAUGAGACUGCUGAAAAUGAGGGUGCAUGGACUGUUCUACCGGUCAUACCAUAUUUUGCAGAUAAUUAUGGCAGAAAUUCUUCCUGGAUAUUUUUCUGUGAAGAAGACACAUCAGUGAACCUUAGAAAACUAUUGGAAACAUUGCAACGAUUUGAGAAGUCUAAGGAAUUUUUUUUGGGAAAAGUACUAUAUGAUGAAGAGUCUACUAUAAUCCAUCAUUAUGCCUUUGCUGAAGACCCUAAGUUUUUUAAAUAUCCAGAUUUUGCUGCAGGCUGGGCUCUCAGUAUGCCACUUGUAAAAAGGCUUUCAGAGAUUCUGCUUAAGGAUCCGCCCAAUUCUGACUUUACUAUAGACCUGAAGCAUGAGAUUGCACUUUACAUAUGGCAGAAAGUUGAUGCCUUGGAGCUUACACCAGUACCAGAGUUAUGUACAGAAGAUCCUAACUCCCUUAAAGCAACAGAAUGUGCCACCACUUUCUCCAGCACCUUACCAGUCUGUGGCAAACCGGUGAAGAGAGAGGAUAUAUUUGUUGCUGUGAAAACAUGCAAAAAAUUUCACAAAGAUAGAAUACCUGUUGUCAAGCAGACUUGGGAAAAGAAUGCUGUGCAUCUUGAAUAUUACAGUGAUUACGCUGAUCCCACAAUCCCUACAAUAGAUUUAGGAAUUCCAAAUGUUGAAAGAGGACACUGCGGAAAAACCUUUGCAAUUUUGGAACGGUUUCUGAAAUCAAAUCUUUUACAUGUACGGUGGCUGGUAGUAGUGGACGAUGAUACACUUAUCAGCCUCCCGAGAUUACAGAAGCUGCUAAGUUGCUAUGAUUGUAACGAGCCUGUCUUAUUGGGAGAACGAUAUGGUUAUGGAUUAGGAGCCAGGGGUUACAGUUAUAUCACUGGUGGAGGCGGAAUGGUGUUUAGCCGAGCAGCUGUGAAGGAAUUUAUUGACAGUAAAUGUCGGUGUUAUAGCAAUGAUGCACCUGAUGAUAUGGUGCUUGGCAUGUGUGCCAGUGGCCUGGGAAUUUCUGUCACUCACAACCCUUUAUUUCAUCAGGCACGACCAGCUGACUAUUCUAAAGACUACCUUUCCCACCAAGUUCCCAUAUCAUUCCACAAGCACUGGAACAUUGACCCCGUCAAAGUGUACAAAAUCUGGCUGGCACAAAACAAAAAAGAGGAACCACAAAAAAGAAAAUUUUCAAAGGAAGAGCUAUGAGAUGAUAAUGCCCACACACCGUAAGAAUAAGUGCAAAACUGUUUUUAGUUUCACAAAUUUCAGAUUUUACCAGGAAACCAUUUUGUGGAUUGAAGAAGUAAUUCUGUGAUGAACUCCCUCCAUUCCCAAGAAACUAACAGCAUCAGUCUGUGCUGCAUGUGUCAGUGAUGGUUCCGAAUGGUAAUCUAUGAUGUGAUGAUUCAGGGCACUCAAUGGCCACUAUGACCUUGUAUAAUAGGCUAAUACUACAUUUUAGAGGGUUUACACCAAUGGUAGUUUGUGUACAUUUAAUAAAAGGGUUGCAACAGUGAAGUUGUUUUCACAUGCUUUGUCUGGUAGUGCAAUUCAACAAUGGAUUAACUGCAAUACCAGAUACAGACUAUGGACAAGAGCGGUGUGUUUCUUAAAAUUUUUUUUCCCUAAUUCCAGACAGUGCAUUUAGAGGGUUUAUCCAGCCUUAGGAAAUUGAUGACCUAUCCUCAGGGUAGCCCAUCAAUAUUAGAUUGGAGGGGGUCUGGCUCUUGGCACCCCUACUGAUCAGAUAUUUUAAGGGACAACAGUGUUUAUGCUGAAGAGAGGUCAUACAUUUUUAAGGCUGUAUAAGCCCUUUAACCCUAGUUACCUGCUUUUUACAAAAGCUAAACUAUAAAAUCCCCCCAAAUUUUUUUUUUUAUGUUGGCACCUUGCAAAUUGUGAAGAUGACACCCUGCAUGGGCUCCUUAAUGCAAAUGUGCAUCAAAACAAAAUGUUUUGCAAAGUAUGCGUUAAAAAGUCAUGCUUGUGUGAUAAAAGUGUGACCCAGGCAGAAUUUAAGAUACAAGAACAUCUUUCUAAAAAAAAAAAUUUUAUAAUGUGCAUAGUUCAUACAUACCAUUUAUGCCUAUUUCUAUAUGCUCAUAAAAUCACAUAUUCAACAGAACUAUAUAGACUGAAACUCUCUGCGAUCCAGGUGCCAGUAAUCACAAAGUUGACAAAUGUCCUGCUUAGGUGCAAGGGUUUUAUAAGUCCUGUAACUACUUUGUUUUCUCUCCUUUAGUAAGAAAAAAAGACCCCUUUCCUAAUAGUAGUGCACAUAUACUACUUGAUUGGUAAGGAAGGUGUUAACACAGUUCCAAAUACUCUUCUUGGAGUCUUUUUUACUUAAAAAGACAAAAAUUCUUCAUUCUUCAUAUGCAAUGAGGUUGCGGUGGUAGGACACCAGUUUAAAACUGCCGACGCCGUAGCCUGCUGUUAAAGUGAGCAAUCUACGGAUUUUACGGAAUUCCUAUGCAAGUAUAUAGGACUUCCUGCAAAUCUAUAGAUGCUUACUAGGAGGAAGGCUUCAGCUUUACUGAAAGUUUUAAACUAGUAUACUGCUUAUUGGAGUUGCACUUUAAGCUUUGACUCAUAGCAACAGCUAGACUGCCACAUGUUGAGAUCUGUGCUCUAAAGCCUAAGUAUUCAUCAUUUGGCAGGGAAUUUAUGGGAUAUCUCUAGAUGGUGCUUGCACUGAGCCCAUACUUUGCUUUUAAUAAACAGUACUUGUGAUAUAAUUUAAGUUGAUUGUACUUUGUUUAGAAACAUUGACCAUAAGUGCUGUGUAGUUAUGGAUUAACCAGCAUCAGAUAGAGGAUAUUCUGAAACCUGAUCAUUUAUAGCCGCAUGUCUGGGAGAAGCAAUGGCAAAAACCCCUUCGAGAAGAACAAUCAGGGUUUAUUAAUGAUUUAUGGACUGACAGGUCUGGAGAAAGUCCUCGUGACCAUUUUAAUGGACAGAUAUCUUGUAAGACGUUGACCGUUUGCUUCACUGCAGGUCAUUUGUAAUUUACAUACUAUAGUAGGACAUAAUUUAUUCAUAAAUGAGGUGGCAAAUCAAGACAGAAUAUUUUAGUAGGUCUAAACAACAGAUAAUCCUCCAAGAUGAGGACAAAUGUUACUGGGAGCUCUUGUAGGGUCAAACCAUAGAGAUAGAAACAUUCCCUAAUGAGCAGAUAAUUCAUUCUUUAUUUCUUUUAAAGUUUUUUAUAGUCACUUUUUUAAUUAAAUAAUUUUAAUUAAAUGCAGUCAGUUCUGAGAAACACUUAUUGUUUUUGCAGUAGAAGGAAUGUUCAUUCAGUCUAAAUGAUGGACUACACAAAGGGUAUUAUUCAGGGGUUUUAUGAGAAUAGAAAAUAAGAAAAUAAAAAUAUAUAUUUUUUUUCUUUAUAUAAUAAAAGGGGGGAAAGUGUGUGUGUGAGAAUUUACUACCGUUUAUGUUUUUAGAAUAUUUUUAACUUUUUUCUUCAGCUAUACAUUUUUUUUUAGAUAACUCAAUUGCUUGUACGUUAUUCUGCUAUAGUAAUGCACCCUGCUAAAGAGUAUCAGAUCACAAACAAACCGGGAGUGCUCCCUUGUGUAGGAUUUAUGGGACCAAACAGAGCCUCAUAAGUGUCAGGAAAAGUGCUCACUUUUUCAGGUUGUGCAGAUUCAAGGCACAACACUUGCAAUCUCUUCAGUAAUAAUAAUUGAAUCUGGCUGCUGCAGCUUCCAAGGCUACGAAAGAAGUACAAUGAACAGAGGAUAGAGACACAUAGGAAUAGGAAGCUUCCAAUUGCGCUUCCAGCUGGAUGAAGGAGAUCGACUUCAAUAUGGUAAGUAGUAUUUUAUUACAAACACGCAAGGUCGUGUCGGACUUUUCCUCAGGCGUGU